Molecule: messenger RNA, 2892 nt
Organism: Serpula lacrymans var. lacrymans S7.9
Lineage: Eukaryota; Fungi; Basidiomycota; Agaricomycetes; Boletales; Serpulaceae
Exons: 11
Coding region: 1-2892 (963 amino acids)
Source: RefSeq, a predicted model, not a curated record
AUGGCCCGUCAGCGAAAAUCAGCAGCAAAAUGUCCCUACCGAGCGUCGAAGGACCUGGAAUACGAGAAUAGGAUACAGGCAGCGAUAGAGGGCUAUAAACGGGGGCUCUACAAGUCAUAUGCAGAGGCUGCGAGGUUAAACAACGUUGCCCGUCAAACACUUCACAAUCGAGCGAAAGGAGUGCACAAGACAUACCAACAAGGUCAAGAAAAGAAACAGCUCCUAUCUGCAGCGGAAGAAUCGGUUCUGCUCGAUUGGACACAACACUAUGGCACCAUGGCCAACCCCAUGUGUCCCAAGAAGCUUUGGUCGUGUAAACUGGACCCGAAGAGAGCGAAGAACUUCAACUGGACAGUAGUGGCUGACUACUUUGCACAGCAAAAACAGUUGAAUGAUAUGUAUGGUGGGAUUCCUCCGGAACAUGACUGGAACAUGGACGAGAAGGGGAUUCAAAUGGGAGGAGGCAGGAAAGGAGACGGGACGAAGUACUUUUAUAAUAGGAAGCAGAAGGAAUCAUACCACAUCUCGGACGACAAUUUGGAGCUUGUUACGGUGAUAGAGUGCAUUAGCGCUGCUGGAGUGUUGAUGAAGCCUGGUUUCGCGUUGAAGGAGGGGCCACUGCCUGAUUUAAGUGAUGUCGAGGGCAUAGGAAGUAUAUCCCGUACAAAAACUGGCUGGACAAACCGUGGAAUAUUUGGAAGGAGUUGGAGUUCGCACACAAGCCACCUUGCAAUAGAAGGCAUCAAAAUCAAUUGUUACAACAUUGUUCCAGAGUAUCUUUCUAUCCGUCAUAUUAUUACACCAGAACUCAUCCGCACGGCCUUCAAGGAGACUGGUAUCUAUCCAUUCAACCUGAAUGUCUUCACGGAGGGGGACUUUGUGCCAAGCCAAGUAACGUCCACAUCUGCUCACUUCCCUGAUAGUUAUCCAAGUGACGUUGACACAAGUGACGAGUCUUUCCAUACGAGCGACGGUAGUAACAAGUCAGACACCGAGUCAGAUAUGAUGCGGGAUGACUCCCCCCCAGGACUGCUUGGUUUGACAGCGCUCCCUGGCCCGACAGUUGAAUUGGACGGAUACCACGACCAAGAACCCUCUCAGGAGUAUAGAGAGAACAACGAUGAACAGGAAGACGAGUCUUCCUGUUCAUCUCCAUUCUAUCCUAUUUUCCUCCACCUCUUUGCUUCUUUGCCUACUCAAGCUUUCUCCCCCACACGAGAGGGUUCAACACUUCCGCCUGAGCUCUUUUCCUGGCCGUGUUUCUCUAAUACUCCACCACCAUCCCCUUUGCAGAUGACUUUGCCGCCACUCCCUCCUGCUGAUCCUUUCCUUGGGCUUGAUGUCUUUCCCUCUCCUACACCAUCUGACCGUGUGGGCACAAAAGCCACCUCUGCUCAAAGAAGGUGCAGCGGAUACAUGACUAGGUCUUCAUCUGCGCAGUCUGUGGGGGCUGUUUUAAAUAAUGGGCAGAAUGUGUCUCCAGAACAAGAUCAACGGUGUUCGCACCCUGAGUUGUUGAUGCAGUUGCAGAGCACUCGGUUGAAAGUCGGGCUCCUUGAGGAUGAAAACACACAGCUGAAAGUGACGUUAGCACAGCUCAAGGCUGAAAGGGAUGCAGCCAAUGCACAUCGCACACUUGCUCGAUGUGAUGCAGAAGACAUACGGAAGCGCUCAGGAAACCAUAGGAAGCCUCGACGAGGCACCACGGAACCAACUGCCCAGUUUCUCACUCAUCCUGAAUUAAAGGCCGUGUUCGAACAGCAGGAGAUUGAGCGGAAGGAGAAAGCCCGCAUAGACACAGAAAAGGAGGCAAAGACUGUGAUGAAAGUCUUUGACAGAUUUUUUGCGUCUUACAAGCGCAAGGAGGACCUCAUUGUCAUAGCCGGUGCUCUUCGUUUACCGAUUGAUGGGACAGUCAAAGCCCUCAUUGAAAGGAUCAAGUCUCACCUUCAAGGACAUAAGGAGUUAGCAAAUAACCCCCGGUUUGCUGGCCUUUUUGGCCGUCGUGUUCAGGCCCCUGAGGGUUCUAGUCACUCUGGACAAUCAUCCCAAUCACCCUUAUAUUCUAGUGUCAACUCAUCUACUGCGUUUUCCCCCCAGUCUGUCCAGACUCCAUCUUUUUUGGCCACACAAUCACAAUUUCCUGGCCCCACAUUUUACAAUGGUUUCUCUGGCCCAGGCUGUAGUACUCCUGGGCCCUCAUAUAACUUCAAUAUCUCUGAGCAUGUUUUACCUCCCCCAACCGAUGAAAAUGUGGGACUUCGUCAUUUUUUGAGGCUUUCCUCUGCCGAAUUGGUGCUUCAAUCCGGCAUAUGUGACCUUAGCGUUACUUUUUGUUACCUUUGUGAUGUCCGAAUUGUACCUCAAAUACGAACUGACUGGGAACGACAGUAUGGCAGAAAUAGAAAAGCUUUACCUCUGCUGCAGCACUUCAGCAAUAACUUCAGGACUCAGCAGUGUCUUGGCUGGGCUAUUGCUGUUUUUGCCACACGGGCCCUUUUGUCAUCCGACCCGUUCCACUCAUCCGGCACCACUUCCGACAAUGACAAAGCGAUUCUAUUCAUCGUCAAGCACAGUGAGCUCAACAUUAAGGUCAAUAUUAGGUUUAUUCUUAAGGUUUUGGAGCUCGGCACAGUGCGGCAAAGCAUCACAUAUGCAGUUAUUCGGCAAAAUGUGUACAGGCCAGUUUCAACAUUAUGCUUCCACAGCAUCAUCCGUACCUUCCUACUGACCUUCAGCUUCUCCAUUGUUGCCUCAAACCAUCAUGUCUACCAGGAAGACCAGGAAGAGCCUCAAAUCAACAUCAUCCUGUGUCAGGAUGACACUAUUCCAAGGUGGUAUGGCCAGUACUUCAGUAGCUUAACUGGGCAAGAUCAGGCAGGAGCGCAUUGA